This is a messenger RNA of Lactuca virosa, 765 nucleotides long. The record is from the annotation of a GenBank genome assembly. NCBI's taxonomy places the organism in Eukaryota, Viridiplantae, Streptophyta, Magnoliopsida, Asterales, Asteraceae.
AUGCACAUUAAAGAAAAAUUGCUUCUAACUUGUAACAAAUUACUCUUUCUAGCUGCUGUGAAGGAAGCAAUUGAGACUUUAAGAAGAGACAAUGUUGAUGCAUUUGUCUUGGACCUUCGCAACAAUAGUGGUGGUCUUUUUCCUGAAGGAAUUGAAAUUGCUAGAAUUUGGUUGAACAAGGGUGUGAUUGUGUACAUAUGCGAUAGUCGUGGGGUUAGAGAUAUAUAUGACACUGAUGGAACAAAUGCAAUAGCAGCUUCAGAGCCUCUUGCUGUUUUGGUGAACAAAGGAACUGCAAGUGCAAGUGAGAUAUUGGCUGGGGCAUUGAAGGAUAACAAGCGUGCAGUGCUUCUUGGGGAACCUACUUUUGGCAAAGGAAAAAUACAAUCGGUUUUUGAACUCUCUGAUGGGUCUGGCUUAGCUGUUACUGUUGCUCGUUAUGAAACCCCUGAUCACAUUGACAUCAAUAAGGUGGGGAUAACACCUGAUCAUCCAUUGCCAGCAUCAUUUCCAAAGAACGAUGAUGUGCACCUUCCUUUUUCUUCGACACGAACUUUCUGGAGAGAGAAAAUGAAACCAAUGCCAGUGGAAUUGUUCGGAGAGAUGGAAGAACAAGCAUCAACGGUGGCUAUGGACGUCGACGACGUCGAAGCACUCGAUAUAUUCGGAGAAGGUCCUAUCGCCGCCUUGGAUCACCACCGCUUGACCGAUUCCGAUUUCUUUAACUCCUUCGAAGACGAUUUCGACGACGCCGACAUCAACUGA